AUGCAGGUGAUAUUCCAUCAAAUCCUGUCUCCUAGUCCAAAUGAAUGGCAGUUCGCUUUCGAUCAGGUUAUCUCGGACACCGAUGGGCGGGCACAGUUCACGAAAUUCCUUCAGUCGGAAUAUUCCGAGGAGAACAUACUCUUCUGGUGGGCUGUCGAAGAGCUGAAGGUGGUCAGUGCAUCCGACUCACGAGCCGAAUUCGAACGGACUGUACUUGAGAUGUUCGAGACGUUCAUCGCUUCCGAAAGUCCACUUGCCAUCAAUAUUGAUCACGACACAAGGACGGAUAUUAUUGAUCGGGUCGAAAACCAGGAUCCAUCGACCUUCCCCGACAACAUUUACGAAAGAGCCCAAGCACACGUCUACCGACUGAUGGAGAAGGACUGCUUCUCACGUUUCGUGCACACACCUGCUUAUAAAGAAGUGGCAAAGAAGAUGGGCCUACCGCAAACGUUCCGAUUCAACUCGGAGAAAAUCUCACCGGCCUGUUGA
Molecule: messenger RNA, 492 nt
Organism: Cooperia oncophora
Lineage: Eukaryota; Metazoa; Nematoda; Chromadorea; Rhabditida; Trichostrongylidae
Source: the annotation of a GenBank genome assembly